CAAAACACACACACACAGGAUGGGUGUUGGAGAAGUAAUGAAGAAGGUGAAACCAUACUUGGCUAUGGUGUUUUUACAGUUUGGUUUUGCCGGCUUGUAUAUUGUCUCUGUUUUAUCACUUAAGCGUGGUAUGAGUCAUUAUGUGCUCGUCGUCUACCGGAAUGGUAUCGCCGCCGUGGUUAUGGCUCCUUUCGCUCUCUGGUUUGAACGGAAGGUGAGACCCAAGAUGACAGCAUCUUGCUUCGCAAAGAUAUUGCUUCUAGGACUACUAGAACCUGUUUUUGACCAAAACUUUUACUACAUGGGAACCAAGGCUACCUCCGCCAGCUUCUCCGCCGCCCUUUAUAAUGUACUUCCAGCGAUGACCUUCGUUCUCGCUGUUAUACUCAGGAUGGAGAAAAUUAAAAUAAAGAGUUUACGGAGCCAAGCAAAAAUUUGCGGUACAAUUAUAACAGUUAUUGGUGCACUAGUUAUGAUAAUAUAUAAAGGUGCAAUUGUGCAUAUGAUGUGGACAAAAGGCCAUGACCAAGAGGAUACAUCUUCAAGUAGCAAUGCUCAUUUUCUUCUCGGCACAUUCAUGUUGCUCUUUAGUUGUUUUUGUUGGGCGGCUUUCUUCAUACUACAAUCACAUACACUGAAAUCAUAUCCGGCAGAACUCUCAUUGGCAACAUUGAUAUGUUUCUUUGGUAUGAUUGAAAGCGGUGCAGUUGCACUAGUGAUGGAGAGAAACACUAAGGCUUGGAAAGUUGGGUGGAAUGAUGGUCUUUUUACUGCUGUUUACUCGGGGAUUGUAUGUUCUGGAGUUGCUUAUUAUGUGCAAGGGAUAGUGAUGAAGGAGAGAGGUCCUGUUUUUGUGACUGCCUUCAAUCCACUAGUCAUGAUCAUAGUGGCUGUUCUUGGCUCCUUCAUUCUUUCAGAAAAUAUCACAGUGGGAAGGAUUAUUGGUGCAGUGAUUAUUGUGAUUGGUCUUUAUAUGCUGAUAUGGGGUAAGGCAAAAGAUCAAGAAGGUGAAAACUCAGAGGAGAAGAAAGGCAGUAAAUCCAUGGAGUUACCAAAGAGUGUGAUUAAUGGUGAUCAACAUGAGAUUAAUGGAAAGGAGUAUUACACAGUUGUGGAGAUUCAGCAGACCAAGAACCCUUGAUCUUCACUAUUAUUAUUAUUAUUAUUAGUAUUAUUAUUCAUUAAUUAUGAAAUAUCAUCUUAAUUAAUGAUGAAGCCAAGGCUUCUUUAAUAUGACUGAUGUAAUGCUAAGGCAUCCAUCCUUGUAAUCAAACUAUCUUGGGAAUCAAAGCAGCUAUAUAUGUGUGUAUUUUUUGUUUC
Dioscorea cayenensis subsp. rotundata (Guinea yam) is the source of this 1320-nucleotide messenger RNA. Its product is annotated as WAT1-related protein At1g44800-like. The record is from RefSeq and is a predicted model, not a curated record. NCBI's taxonomy places the organism in Eukaryota, Viridiplantae, Streptophyta, Magnoliopsida, Dioscoreales, Dioscoreaceae. Gene Ontology annotation, cellular component: plasma membrane. The transcript is spliced from 7 exons. Gene Ontology annotation, molecular function: transmembrane transporter activity. Bases 20 to 1141 code for a protein of 373 amino acids.